Messenger RNA from Rhodamnia argentea, 1408 nucleotides. Its product is annotated as protein NEN2-like. Lineage: Eukaryota; Viridiplantae; Streptophyta; Magnoliopsida; Myrtales; Myrtaceae. The transcript is spliced from 6 exons. Gene Ontology annotation, molecular function: nucleic acid binding; 3'-5' exonuclease activity. The coding region runs from base 97 to 1161 and encodes 354 amino acids. The record is from RefSeq and is a predicted model, not a curated record.
GCUGGAACACUUCACACUAUAGAGUCCACACAGUCCUAUCUGUAUUUAUUCAAGCAUUCUCUUUCUCUCUGAACAAGCUCUCUCUUGGAGACAAGAAUGGACUCUUCUCAGCCGGAACUCGUGAUCUUCGACGUUGAGACGGUCAUAGAAACGGAAGCCAUCAUAGAAUUCGGGGCCAUCAUCAUAUGCCCGCGAACGCUGGACGAGAAAGAGUACUUCUCUUCUCUGGUUCUGCCCCAACACGACUGGGAGUUUGCAGAAUUCGAAGAACGAAGAAAUGGACUCGAUAGAGAAGAUAUCAUUUCCUCCAACAUUUCCUUCUCGGACAUUGCUCACACCGUCUACGACAUGCUUCACGGAAGAAUUUGGGUAGGCCACAACAUCAAAAGAUUCGACUGUGGAAUUGUAGAGGACGCGUUCCACAAAAUCCGGCGGUCGCCACCGGAACCCUUGGACGUGAUCGACACGUGGGAGUUGUGUGAGAUGUUUAGAGGAGAAGUCGACAAUCUGCAGAUGGCAACACUUGCAGAAUACCUUGGUCUCGGAAAGCAAAAACACCGGGCCUUAGCUGAUGUACGGUUGAAUCUCCGACUAUUCCGAUGCUGUGUCGAGGGUUUCUACCGGCCGGAGUUCUCAAACCUUUUGAGGGCUGUGAAUAACAAUGGCGUUCUGAGGUUUUCAGACCCUGAGGAGUAUUCAAUUCCUACGCUCAGAGCUCAUUACAUCUCCUGUGUUUCCUUGGAUCAAGCACGGGAUGUGUGUCUGCCAAUCUCUUGCGCUUCUCUGAACGUGAGGUGGGGGGUCGGACCAAUAAGGUUCAGGGACGACAACGGCCGCCCGAAGCUGAGCUUCGUGGUCGACGCGCCGGGCAGCCUGACUGCAAUGCUAGACGAAUGCGAUCAGAUGCUGCGAAGGUUAAACAGGGUCAACUCCGAGUGGAGAAAAGUCGUGGAUAGGGCAAGGAACGGCCCCGCCGUAAGGUUGCGCAUCGAGGAUACAGCAAACAAGCAAACGAUAGUAUGCAAGAGGAACGCUUCUGGGAAAACAAGAAGGCUCGUCUUCGACGAGAGCAAGCUGGAGACACUCCUCACUCCAAGCACCAGGCUUGGAUGCCUACUUCUUCCUGGAAACCUACGACUAUCGAGGGUCCGCCGGCAUUAGAUUGGUGGCUUAUAAAUUGAUCAUUCAUCCCUAGUUUCCAACUGUCGCCGGCCAUCCACAGCUGUUGGUCAGACAUCCCUAGUUUCUAAAUGUACGUGUAUACUAUUGUGUUGCUAUGGAGAUGUUGAAAAGGAUUAUGUGCAAAGAUCUUGCAUCAGGGAUCACUGUCGUGUUUAUAAAGGCGAAGCUACUGAUGACAUUUUAAGACUCGCAAAAUAUGUACUUGGUUGAAAUAUUUCCCCCUCUA